AUGCCUAUCACCGGCGUCUACUUCAUCCCGUCUAUGCCAAAUGCCACAACGGCCCUACCAGCAGUAACAGAGCGUCUCCGCGCAGCCUUCACAGACGAAGAACUAACCCCAAUCGGCCGCUGGGGCCUAGAACAAAAACUAUUCCGCGACACCCCUGGCCUAGUCCCAGCAUCAGCAAACUCAAACAAGAAGGCCUCGAACCCGCGGUACAUGCAAUUCCUCUCACUAACUCAUUACCCAACCCACGGCUUCAUCUAUACCUCUGAACCAGCAGAUCUGCAACAAACUGUAGCGGCCAAUCUCAAUUCAAAUGGAAACCCCACGCCCGCUCCAGCACAGAGUCCAGCAGCAACCACUCCAACCCAGAACCAAAACCAACAUCAAAAUGCAAAUGGAAUUCAACAUGGAAUCACAACAACACCCGACCACCCCAAAAUGAUCAUGACAACUAUCCCCCCAGCCUCCUACACAUCUCUCUUCCAACACUUCACCUACGCCUGCCAACCCUUCUGGUGCCACCGCCUAACAGUCACAGUCCCGAACGGGAUAGUCUACGAUAUCGGCGAUUUCCGCGUGCGACUCGGCGACGUGCGGCAGACGGUUCCGACAGCGCGGGUGCGUGGCACCGUUGUUGAGAUUGAGUGGCGGGGCCCGUCUGUUGUUGAGGCUUUGCCUGGGUUUGAUCAGGGUCAGCAAGAGAAUCACAGCGGCGGCAUUGGGGCUAGUCCUAGCUCUGGUGGGGACGAUUCAGGUGUUGAGUUUUCCUUUUCGGAUAUUGAAGAGUCUGAUGUUGAGGCGGAGUAUUUGGCUACUGCGCAGCUUAUUCGGGAGUUUUGGGGGAGACUUGGGCUUGAGGCUAAGGAGGCUGUUCUUGUUCCUGGGAUUGGGAAGGAGGUUUUGGAGAGGUUGAGGCGGGUUAAGGGGGGUGAGUCUUUGCAGAAAGAUGGUGAGAGGCGGGUUGGGGAUGUUGUUGGUUCUGAGCGGUUUGAGGAGGAUUUGGAUCCUUCUGCAGGGACGGAUGUUGCUAGACAGUUUAUGGAGGUUUUGCGGUUUAAUCGGUAG
This is a messenger RNA of Penicillium antarcticum, 1062 nucleotides long. RefSeq lists its product as uncharacterized. The record is from RefSeq and is a predicted model, not a curated record. NCBI's taxonomy places the organism in Eukaryota, Fungi, Ascomycota, Eurotiomycetes, Eurotiales, Aspergillaceae. Gene Ontology annotation, cellular component: mediator complex. The transcript has 2 exons. The coding region runs from base 1 to 1062 and encodes 353 amino acids. Gene Ontology annotation, biological process: regulation of transcription by RNA polymerase II. Gene Ontology annotation, molecular function: transcription coregulator activity.